Molecule: messenger RNA, 1622 nt
Organism: Neltuma alba
Lineage: Eukaryota; Viridiplantae; Streptophyta; Magnoliopsida; Fabales; Fabaceae
Product: elongation factor Ts, mitochondrial
Exons: 10
Coding region: 105-1274 (389 amino acids)
Biological process (GO): mitochondrial translational elongation
Molecular function (GO): translation elongation factor activity; protein binding
Source: RefSeq, a predicted model, not a curated record
CACAAAUCUUGCUUCGAAAUUCGGGUCUUCUCUUACGGCCUUCGCCUACUCCAUUGAAGCAGCUUCAGCUCAGCUCUGUUGAAGAUUAUUGGUUGUCUGUUGUUAUGGCUUUCUCUGGAGGUGCAAGACGGCUUUGUAUAAAGCUUUCACUGGUUAACAGUAGUGGUUAUGGGCGGCAUUUUACUACUUCGACCUGCAAAAGAGCUUCGUCUGAAACAUCAUUUAUUUCUGGCGACGCCAAUUCGCAAUUGGGUAUAGGAAUUUUUCUCAGAAGGUUCAGCAUCGCUGCUUCAGACCAAACGAAUCUUAUAAAGCAACUGAGAGAAAGAACAAGUGCUCCUAUCAAAGACGUUAAAGCAGCUCUAGUUGAUUCCAAUUGGGACAUCGAACUGGCUCAGAAGGAACUGAGGAAGAGGGGAAAGGUUCUCGCUUCAAAAAAGUCCUCUCGAACUGCUGCAGAAGGUUUGCUUGCCCUGGCCCAAAAUGAGAACAAGACUGCUGUUAUUGAACUUAACUGCGAAACUGACUUUGUUGCUAGAAACGAGAUCUUUCAGUUCUUGGCAUUGUCUUUGGCAAAGCAAGCUUUGUUGGUUGAAAAUGCUUCUCAGCGGGCUUCUUGUGGCUUUCAAGUUGGACCAGAAUCUUUGGAGAACAUGGUGUUGCAUCUUGAGCAUCCAAAGAUCAGUGGAGAGACAACUGUUCAAGGUGCAAUCACUGAAGUGGCUGCAAUAAUGGGAGAGAAUGUAAAACUUAGAAGAGGCUUUGUGAUGUCAACACCAUCUCAGGGUGUUAUAUCUACAUACCUCCAUACCAGUCCCCAACCAUGUUUGGGUCGCAUUGCUGGAAUUUUGUCUCUUGAAGUAGGUGAUAUUAAAACUCAACUGGAUGCAAUUCAGCGGGUAGGAUCAGAAUUGGCCAUGCAUGUAGUGGCAGCAAAACCAUUAUUCCUAUCAAAGGAACUUGUUUCUUCUGAAGCAUUAGAGAAUGAGCGUGAAAUUCUUAAAUCUCAGGCUGAAGCCUCUGGGAAGCCUCAGAUUGCCAUAGACAAGAUGGUAGAAGGACGUUUGCGUAAAUAUUUUGAGGAAGUUGUGCUUCUGGAGCAGAAGUUUAUCAUAAAUGAUGCUAUGAAUGUAAAGGCGGUGCUGGAUAACCUAUCCAAAGAAGUGGGUUCGUCUGUGAAGAUUGGAAGCUUUUUCAGAAUGGAAGUUGGAGAAGGAGUUGGAAGGGAAGAAGCAGAUGCAUCCGAACCUGUUGCUCAUGCUGUGUUCAUUUGAAGGCUUUUGCUCCAAACUUCUCAUUUAAGACUUUGGUUAUAAUCAUCACCCGGGAAAGUUGAGGUACAGAAUUCUGUUUUAAAUUUUGCUGCAUAAUGGAGGACGCCACUGCUUUUCUUAGGAAUCACGAUGGUUUCCCUUGUAUUUUUUCUGAGAAGCCUCAGUAGAAAGCUGGUAGUUCAUAGGAAAGUUUGUUUGCAGUGCUGACGUUGAUUAGAUAACGUUGGCUCAGCACUUCAGCUACUUUUUAAAAUCAAUGAAAUAAAAUGAUUAUAUCUAAAAAACAGUGUGCGCCUCCGUUUAUCUUCAAUUGAAGGGAUAUGUCUGUUCAAUUAUUUGAUGCCAAAA